AUGACGAGGUCGAGGGGCCGAAGGCUUGGGGGUAUCGCUUCUGCGCCUGAUGCCUUCCACUUCCAACUCCCAGCAGGGCGAACGACACACGCAAGGACUCGCAUAUCUUCCCGCCCCAUGACACUGUUGAACCGGCCGGUGAAGCCGCGCCGCGAGCAUAUACUGCAGAAAGGGUUGCGUCCAGUAACAGAUGCAGAAGGGAAGUACGACCGACGUGUCGGCCUUAAACGUGCAUCAGCAACGUUGCGCGUGGUCAGCUGGUCUAUUGCCUGGGCGUUAUUUUCUUUCACCACCUGCCCUCCUCCGAUUUCACAACGUUCUCGAUCAGCAUGUAAACAUCCAAGCGACUUUAUGAGUCAAUGCCCUUCAGUUUACCGUCAGGCCUUCACUGUUUCUCUUGUGUCCACGCUUCGCCAACAAAUUCCAUCGCGACCGCCGACCAAUAGAUCGAUGAGAAAUAACUUUUGCGAUACUCAUUUGGUCUACAUGUCGUUACUCGAAGAACCCCCAUGCGAUUUUGAACACUAUCAGAGCCUACUUUUCUUAACAUGGGUGACUGAUUCUGGCUGCUUUCUUUUCAUGCAAUAUAACCUCCGCAUCGUUGAGCCUUCCUCGGGAUAUAGGUUACAGAGCACGGCUCACGUGCUCUCACUCACCUCGUAUAGCACAGAUAAAUCUAGUUUGCAUUCCGAAAUUGUUAUCGACACGUGGAGCGGACUUUUUGUGAGACUAUUUGUUGAAUUCGAUAUUUGCCAAAGGCAGAGACUUUGUACUCAUGACUCGGAAUCAUUGGUAGAUCCGGACAGCAACCCGAUUUCUUUCCCGCCUUUUACCAUCGUCUUAUUAACUGACGCCAGCUCUUGCCACAUGAGAAAUAUAAUGCAACCUUACUGCAAGCCGUUAUUAAGAGCAAGCACUCAGAAUCGAACGACAUCGCUUCGAAUGGGCUCCACCUGGAAUAGCUUUUGCAAAGUUCGAACAACAACGGAACUACUUCGGUGUAAGACCGACAGGGCGAGAAUAGAGCUAGAAGGUUUCCACAGGCUAAGUCGAGAUCAGAAAUGUUGUUGUUCUUGUGUGGAGUGCUUCCAUCAGAAUCUCAAGAGGAUUAAGGUAGAUCCGUGCCGCCGGCCCGGAGCACGUGAAUCAUAG
Lindgomyces ingoldianus is the source of this 1152-nucleotide messenger RNA. RefSeq lists its product as uncharacterized. The record is from RefSeq and is a predicted model, not a curated record. The transcript has 11 exons. The coding region runs from base 1 to 1152 and encodes 383 amino acids. NCBI's taxonomy places the organism in Eukaryota, Fungi, Ascomycota, Dothideomycetes, Pleosporales, Lindgomycetaceae.